AUGGCUUUCGAAGUCCAAACCGCUUCGCCGGGCGAUUCGCCCAGAUUCACAGAGGCAUUCCUCUCCACAUUCUCUGACGACUUCAACAGAACAAUGUUCCCCGACAAUCCGGAAGUGCGCGCCUUUCUCGAGAGCACAAUGCUGCAGGUAAACUCCGAACACAAGCAUGAGAUUCUGCUCAAAGUAACGGAUCCUUCCAAUGCCGACGCGGUGGCUGCGUUCGCGAAAUGGAUACGCCCAAUUGCGUCUACAGAUAGUGCUGCAGGUGCAAAUGCCCACAAGGAUCGGCACGAGAACCCUGUAUCUACGAGGUGGCCCGCCAGUAGUGAUGAGAAGCUGUGCGAAAUGUUUUUCGGCACGAUGGCAAAGCACCAUGAAGAACUCAUGGAAGGUCGACCACACUACUAUCUUGAGCUUCUGGGCGUGCAUCCGUCUUACCAGGGCCGGGGGCUUGCGUCCAAGUUGUUGAAGUGGGGGCUAGCGCGCGCAGAUGAGGAGGGGGUCGAGGUUUAUCUUUCUAGCUCGCCUGAGGGCAAACCUCUAUAUGACAAAAAUGGGUUUCAAGAGACAAAGGACACUUUCUCUCCUUGGCCUGGAUAUGAGCAGGUCAACAUGAUCCGUCCUGCUCGGCAAUGA
This is a messenger RNA of Penicillium manginii, 636 nucleotides long. RefSeq names its product GNAT family N-acetyltransferase. The coding region runs from base 1 to 636 and encodes 211 amino acids. The record is from RefSeq and is a predicted model, not a curated record. The transcript is spliced from 2 exons. Gene Ontology annotation, molecular function: acyltransferase activity, transferring groups other than amino-acyl groups. NCBI's taxonomy places the organism in Eukaryota, Fungi, Ascomycota, Eurotiomycetes, Eurotiales, Aspergillaceae.